Molecule: messenger RNA, 1870 nt
Organism: Acanthoscelides obtectus
Lineage: Eukaryota; Metazoa; Arthropoda; Insecta; Coleoptera; Chrysomelidae
Source: the annotation of a GenBank genome assembly
UGGAUAUCUUUGUUUAACCCUUUCGGUACGGUUGCCGGAUAUACCCGACAGGAAGCAAUAUGGCCCUGCGGCCUGGUGACGGAUAUAUCUGUUCAAGGUUAUUUUGUUUAAUGACACUUGUGCCGUUUAUUUCCGACUCUUUUGAAAACUUACAUUCACCGAGAGACUGCCGACGACUUCAUCCGACGUAUAACGCAUUGUGGAUGGCCUGCUGUCGGAAUAACCCGUCAAUGUCGGAAAUAUCCGACGGCAGUCGAGCAUGGUAGCAUGCCAUGUACCGUAAGCUUCAGAAGCGUCAGUUCGUUCGAUCAUGUCAAACGAGGAGGCCAGUUCGUCUCAGGGCACUAAGCGGCCGAAAAGGCGUAAAGUAGAUUGUAGCGGAUAUUGUGGUUUAACUGAGGAGCAAGUCAAUAGUAUUUUAAGUCUGGUAGAUGAAGAUAUUUACUUGUCUGACGUUAGUGAAGAAGACCCCUUUCUCGAUAGCGGAAGCGAAUAUUGUCCAUCUUCUGAGGACUCUGAGAGCGAUCUGGAUGAAUUGGAACCGGGAAAUGAACAAGAAAAUCAGCAGGAAGAGGUAGGAAACGUUGAAGAUAAUAUUACUCACCAAACAGUUCUGGAAAUAAUUUGGACAAAAAAUGAGUUUCUACCGAAAAUACACGAAUUUGACACGACCAAUAGCGGUGAAUAUUGGUCCCAAAACCACUUACUGCUUUCACCUGCAUUUAGCAAACAUAUGUCAAGGGACAGGUAUUUUCAAUUACAAAGAUAUUUGCAUUUCUCCAAUAAUGAAAUCGCUCCACCUGGUAAUAGAUUGUUCAAAGUUGAGAACGUGCUAAAUAUAUUGAAAGAAAAUUUCCAGUCUCAAUUCUAUCCAUUUCAAAAUUUGGUUAUAGAUGAGAGUAUGAUUCUUUUUAAAGGAAGACUCAGUUUUAAACAGUAUAUCAAGACCAAGAAACAUCGUUUUGGAAUUAAACUCUACGUGUUGUGCGAUUGCGAAACAGGAAUUGUCUUAGACUUUAUAAUAUAUUGUGGAAAAGACACUAAUAUAAAAGCAGAAGACAAGAAUAAUCUUGGUACUACAGGGGCCGUUGUUGCAAAACUUUUAGAGCCAUACCUCAACAAGGGACAUUCUCUUUAUACGGAUAAUUUUUACACCAGCCCUACACUUUCAACUUUUUUGUUACAACAUAAAACAAACUCCUGUGGAACUGUAAGGCAAAAUAGGAAACAUAUGCCAGUAUUUGAUAAAAAAUUAAAACAAGGAGAUACUGACUGGAGAAGUAGUGAAAAUUUAUUGGCAAUAAAAUGGAUAGAUCGGCGGGAUGUUGUGAUGCUGACCAGUAUGCAUGAAAAUAGAAUGGUUACUUUGCCGAAAAUAAAUCGAUCUACAUAUGAAAAUGUAAUAAAGCCGUUAUGUGUUCUGGAAUACAACCGUCAAAUGGGGGCUGUCGACAGAUCAGAUAUGAUGCUGAGUAGCGUAGAUUGCACUCGGUAUAAGAAGUUAUUUUUCCAUUCUAUUGACAUAACAUUGCUAAACGCAAAUGCAAUGUUUUCCACAAGACAUACUAAGAAGACUUCAUUCGCCAAUUUUCAUCUAGCGGUUAUUGCUCAACUUAUAGAAAGGUAUGGCAUAGUAAAAUCUAUACAUUGCGAUUUGGGCAAUGCCAGGCUUCAGAAUAGACACUUUCCGGUGUCAGUUCCACGAAAACCAGGCAGUACUAAGGUUGGAUCCAGAAGAUGUUGGGUUUGUUCCCAUACAAAGCAGAAGCAAGCAAAAAGAAAAGAGUCCAGCUAUAUGUGCCCAGAAUGUGACGUUGGAUUAUGCGUGGUCCCUUGCUUCAAAUUAUAUCACACAGAGGCUACUUUUUAA